This is a messenger RNA of Paramuricea clavata, 7192 nucleotides long. The record is from the annotation of a GenBank genome assembly. NCBI's taxonomy places the organism in Eukaryota, Metazoa, Cnidaria, Anthozoa, Malacalcyonacea, Plexauridae.
CUGAUUAUUGUUCAAACAUGUGAACAGCCUGCACGACGAAACCACCAAUAAUACAUCACAAAUUUAUUAAGAAUUUUCUUUCUCUUAAUUUAAAAUUGAAGGACUAUUCACCGCUGAUCAGAAACUGAAGGGCCAGACAAGUAUUUACACUCGUCAAAAUGCGAAUGGUGGUCGUAGUGGUUAUGAAUGUCCCGAAGAACGUGAUUACUAUCCUUACUGGCAUCCUACAGAUUGGAUUGAUAUAGCGGUGUUUGCUUAUAAUGAAAGCAUGUGUCAAUAUUAUCGCAAAGAAAGUUUCAAUGCCAAAAAUAAAGGUUAGCCUCGUAUGCCUUAUCUUUGACCAUCCUUAUUCAACCUGACUUUGUGUUUGCUGCAUGGCAAGACCCGGUUUACACUUCCAAUUUUUCUUGCCACAUUUAUAGUGCGAUUUUCUUCUCAUCGCGUGCAUGUGAAGUAUUAUAUGAGAUAUGAAUGUUCUGAGUAUAUGUUUCCACUCGUUUACACCCAUCAGAAGAAGAAAAUCGCUUUGUAAACCGCGGCAAAAACUGCAAGUGUAAACAGGCUAAUAUGAUCGUGUCAUUAUUAGCAGAAUAUUUUAACGCUGAGAUUGAAGUUAAGUAGCUGGAAUUUCUUUCCUAUGAAAUUAUUUGAGUAAUAAUAUACAUAAAUAUAUUACUCGACUGUGAUUGAUUGAUUUCAGUACAGUUAAUCCCAAAUAGCAUGCGUGCAAUUUUCUGUAAUCACAGUGCAUUUUUUUGCAAUUAGAGUGCAAUUUUUUGUAAUCAGAGUGCAAUUUUCUGUAAUCACAGUGCAAAAAUCUGUAACAACAGUAUCUGAUUGAUGGAAAAACAAUGUGAUGAUAAAUUUCACCAAUUAGUUUAAAGCAGUUUAGUUUAAAGAAGCAACGUGCAACGGUCACAGAUUGCUUCAAAACAAAACAAACAUGGCGCCGCGCUACAUAUAUUAAAAGUUGACUUCGGUAUGGAAAAAUGGCUUUUAUCUUUUUUUUUAAAUGGAAAAGCCUUUACAUUAAACAAGACUAACAAAACUUAAAUAGUUGAGUGGAAUUUUCAAGCUGUUAGCGUUGUAUAAUGUGAUAUAUAACAAAGCCAGGAAAACUUUGCCAGUGGAAUGUUUGCUAGAUCGAAACGCGUAAGUUAAAACUACAAUUGUCUCGAACAUUUUUAUGUAAAUUAUUAAUAAGUAAUGGCAUGGUUUCGAGUGAAAUUUCGAUAAACAUGCACUCGUGAGUUUUUCAAAGACCUCAAAUAGCACUCGUCCUUCGCACUCGUGCUAUUUUGAGGUCUUUGAAAAACUCACUCGAAACCAUGCUAUUACCUAUACUUAGUAAACAGAAUUGGUUUUACAGUUGUUACUGUAGCUAUCGCCUUUUUUAUUUCGCUUACUGGGGUCGGAUUUCUGCAAUAUGAAGUUGUCCAAUUGUAACUUCGCCUCUGUCGUCUGGAUGUGUGAAGAAUCCUGAGCUCAUCCUGAAUCACUCAAUUUUCCAGGUUAGCGCUCCGGUUUCCAAUUGUGGUAAUAUUGGACUAUUCUAUUUGCUGGAUUACAAUUUAUAUAGAUCUUCUGGUAAAACAGUAAUUAACUGAGUGAAUUUGCCAAAUAAUGUAGCUAACAAGUUUACAUUUAACAAUGAAUUUUAUUUUUUAUCUCAUCACUGUGGUAUUAACAGCCAUUAUAAUAUCUAAGAUUUAUUACUAAUGCAGCUAUUAGGAUUCCAACAUCAACUAUGCGUCAUGAACUUUGAUAAUCUUUCGAAUUUAUCUAUUUCAAUUUAUUUUACUAUUCCUCGAGAAUAAUAUUUGGUGACAAUGACGUACUAUAUUAAAUAUUUUUUGUUAUUUCUAAUUUGACAUGAAGCUCUGAAUUAGCUUGACGCGAGAUUUAUAACCAUUCCACACACAUGCAUUUCUCAAAAUCCUUAUUUCUUUGUUCGCAGGGGAGUGUCUUCAAUACUACAAUUCGAAAGCUGACGGUUUUCGCCAUAACUCGGUUUAUAACAACAAAAUUGACUGCGAAAAAAAUCAAGGCUUCUGGAUUUCAUUCAGCAACUAUUUAGAAGAAUACCCCAAGUAUCAAACAAAACAAGAAUGUACGGCUGCAAGUUCUGACGAACUCCGUCUUACCUGGGCCAUUCCAUACCGUUCCGAAGAUAUUGACAACUUAAAAAUGACUGAUGAUAGUGUCGAAUCAUUAAAACGUUGUUUGGUCGCACUUGAUGCACCAGAAUGCACGAAAGCUCCAUAUACAAGAUCAAACCAUUUAGGAAAUGCCCGUGGUGUGGUUCCUCUACGUUACACUUGGACUCUUCCACAUUUCCCUUCUGGACAUGCACAAAGAUGCGUCCUUAGAUUAAGGUUAGUUUUAAAGUUACAAUAUUUAAUUUUUCCUGCUAUUAAUAAUUAAGUAUAUAAUUAGUAACGGGAAUUUCGGGAAAGAUCACUCGUAAAACUUCGUUCAACACAAGAUAAUCAUGCAUUUAGACCUGUUCAUUUUUAGAUAUUGUAAUUAAUCUUGCCCCUCGUUAUGAUUAUUUGUGUCAUUUUAUGACAUUGUAUGCUGUGCGGCUUUCUUUUGAUCAAAUUUGAUAAAGGUCAGGAGCUAGGUGGAACAAAUUUUCCAUUUCCGUGGUUACAAUAAUUCCAGAUCAUCAUGCGAUGUUAAAAAAAAACCUUUUUACUCCUUUUCUUCUUUGUUCAGGUACAACAUUUCCACUGGAGAUUAUCCACCAUUUAACACAUUUAGCGAUGAAAAUGAUAAUCCGUAAGUAUUCAUUUGUCGUACAAUCAUGAUAAUUGAUAACUAGGUAUGUGCACGUGCGGGUUGUCGAACUUGUUCAAAAGAAGAAAUUCCAAAAAGAAAAAUUAAAAAAGAAAAAUAUAUAUGACCUUGCAAGUUAAAGAACGGAAGAAAUUAAAUAAGUAUAUUUUAUAAUGAUAGAAGAGUCAAGCGUGUAUCUUGAGCCAACCAUUAGACUUUACAAACAAACGCAUAAUGGCAACCGCGUAUGCGAGAUUACUAUAAGAUAUAUAUAUAUAUUAUUUUGUUGAAAACCGCAGGAUUUCUUCCAGUUGGGGCCACUGUUAUUUGUAAUGUAUAGAUGGUGUAUCAAAAAAAGGUAAUCUAACUUCAGCGCGCUAUUGUGCGUACUCGGCGUAUGUAUUGUACUCGGCGUAUGAACACAUUUUUUUCAUAUUCGGAAAGAUCAGGCUUUUAGCUAUAGAAUGACAUGUUGUUCAUACCAAGUGGAGAAAAAAUAAGCAAGCUAGUACAGUACGAGUCCGAUAAAAAAUGUCAGUCAGAAUCGCAUAUUUUCACCUCUGGGCCUAAUUAAAGCAGUGCAUGUUUACAAAACAAAAAGCAAUUAAUCACGAACUUGUCAGAGCUUAUAGAUAAGACAUGUAUGUAGUUUAAUGAAGUGAAAUUCGCCAACUUAAGCCGUAAGGGGGUUAAUUUUCAAUGGUUUUAGACUCAACUCUCAGCGGUGAAAAUAUGCGAUUCUGGCCAACCUUUUUUAGGGAGCAUUCAUUUUUUAGCUGGGGGGGUGGGGUGGACGGGAGGAACUGAUGUCUAAUUCCAUGCUAAAACUUGGAACCCCCAAGAGAAAAGUUGAUAAAAAAUUAUGACCCCCUAUUUUUUUACUGAAAAUUUUUUUGACCCCUCAUCCUAACUAUUAAUAAUCCACACGGUGUCGUUUCCGUAGCGUUUCAGGGCCGUAGGAAGCUCUUUUUGAUUGAGGGGGCUGAAAGCGAGGGCCGAAGGCCCGAGGAAAUUUUUAAAUCUAGAGUCUCUGAAAUGCCAUUUCCUGGACUUUGGGGAAGAUUUGACAGAAUUCUGAUGGUCAGAAAACAGCGUUUUAGUAUGUCGAAAUUGACAAUUUGGUAGUGGGCGAAGGCGUAUUUAAUUAACUAUAUAUUGGAUAACUAGGAUAAGUUGCAGGAAACUGUGGGUAAUAUCUUCAUUCUUUGCAGUUUGUUAUGGAUAAUGUAGCCGCUUAAAAUUAAUAAAGCUUAAAAUUGAUAAAAGGUCAUGAUGAAAUGCAUGCAGACCUUGAAACCAUGCAUGAUUUUGAAAUCAUCCUACGGUCCUGCGUUUUCUUUCAUUCAUGUUUUCACACAAAAACUGAUAAAAACGAGGUCAAUGACAAACGUCAUGGAAAUGUUUUCCUAUGGACUGUGUGAACAGAGCGUCGAAUGAAUUUUGCUUCAUUGUUAAAGAUGACGAGAUAGUUGAUAGUUUCUAGAUCUUUUUACCAUUCUUCAUCCAAAUAUUUCCAAAUUCUAUAAAAUUAUAUUGGUGACUUUUUCACUGAUUAUUUUUAUGACCCCCUCCAUUCAUACCAAAACUAUAAAAAGACCCACCCCUUUGAAGCAUGUCAAAAUUUGCUGACCCACCCCCAAAUUCCUCCGGCCCACCCCCCCAUCUAAAAAUGAAUGCUCCCUUAUCGGAUUCGUAGUUGCUCAUUUGUCAUCAGAUGCAAUAGCUCGCUGAAGUUCUGAUUACCAUUUUUUAUACACCCUGUACCGUUUAAUUUUGAAAUUUAUUGACAAACUUUCAUUCACCUCACCCUACUCUCAGGUUGUCUUUCAAACCUGCGAAACCAAUAACUACCGAAAAAAGUUCUAUUCUCAAAGAAAUUAUUUAUUUAUAAGGACUAACGGUAUACAUUCUCCAGUCCAAAACAAUCCAAAAGUGAAAGUUAGUGCUGCUCAGCUGCCAUUACAACUUGCCAUCAACACCGCUCAAUUUGGACGUACUUUCCAAGAUCGAUCUCACUUAUUCAAGCUCCUGCCCAGACCUAAAGCUGUAUCAGAAUAUGACGUAAUCUACAAUAUCAACGUACGUGGAAAGCGCGGGAAUAUCGUGCAAGCUUUUCCAGCAGUGGAAUAUGACUUUAUUCCGAAACGAUUGAGUAUUACCAGCGCAAGUCUUGUGCAUAUCCAAUGGACUGGUGAGUUUUAGUUAGUUUAUAAAAUGUUUUGAAUUUUUUUGUGACUGUGUGCAUGGCCUUUUUCAAAUACGAUAUAAGAGGAUGACACCAAUUUGGCGUUCGCCCGUUUAUAUCAGGACGUAUAAUUUGCCAGAAAGUAGGCGACUUUUACUGGUACACGAAUAACAAACCUUGUACAUUUUGUAAAGUUUAAAACAGUUUUAUGUCAUAUUUUCAAAAUACUGCCAAGUGUAACUUCGGUCAUGAGUUUGAUCUCUUUCUGUUUUGGCAUCUUUGAUGAAAUGGUGUGCAGUUCGUUCAAAAAAUGCUUCAUUUUGAUUGGUUCAUCAGCAAUCUGAAAACAACAAUGUACGGUCCGAUAAGAUGGAAGCCACGGCUCGGUCCGUAUAGAAACGAAGAUACAUGUACUUGUUAAUAAGAACCACUAACAACAUCUAGCUCAGUCAGUAGCAUAGACAUCAUAUAUGACUACAUGUCAGAAAUUGUGUUAGAAAUGCAUUUAAAACUGCAUGGUGUACCUCGAUUAUAACACCAUUACAGUAACUUUACCAAACAGAUAUAUUUAUGCCAAAAUCACCAUCUCUUUCAUUCAAAGGAUCAAAUACCAAUCCUAGUGCUAAUGCCGGACAAGGAACUGCAGGUAUGCAUGUUUAAAUUAACUAUUUGAUACACUAUUUUUGCUAUUUUGUAUUAAAGUAACAAUAUACAUGUAUAUAAAUGUGAAUAAAAAAUAUUUGUAGCAAUAUUUGUUAGCGACUGAAAUGUUUCAUGUUUGAUCCACUAAUACCCCACAACCCCAAUCUUGAUCCAUUGGUCACUCGGUCCCAUCAGACGUUGCUCAUUCGUCUUCCUUUUCAGUCAAGCUCCCAGCACGUCCCUGAUUAGUAGCUUUUACGUCUGUUAUUCAAAUAAAAUAUUCUAAUGCGUAACGAUAGUUUAUUCUAAUCCUGGUUAUUAUUAUAGGAUGUAGACAGCCUCUGGAACAGUUGAGAGACAUACCUAAUUUUUCUUCGUAAUUUGUUUGUAGGUACAGAUCGUCACAACAUGGUGGAGAUGGCCGACCCAUCCGUGAACUAUCCUUUAACCUCAGAAAAGCCAUUAACAAUGUUCACUAACGCUGAAAUCGUUUGGACAAGUGAUGAAGAAACGAAGACUAAACAAGAUCUUAUUUUGAGUAUGGCCUCCUCUGGCUACUACAACAGCAUGACGCUCUGUAAGGCUUCUCCACAGAAAACAGCGCUUAACGACGAGUUAAACAAUGGUCCAGCAUCUUAUCGUGGCAUGCUAUUGAGGUUUGCACCAGGAGAAUAUUACUACAUGUGUACAAGAAACAACAACUUCAGUAAUCGUAACCAGAAAGGAAGACUCGUGGUCAGAAAUGUGACAGGGAGCAAGCUAAGCAAGAAGUAAGCACAUUGGGUAUGUAGUACUAUAAAGAAAUAUUAGCUUGUCUCUGUCUCACUGACGUGAAACUCCAGGACCAUAUUAUCUUGUAAUCAUAGGAAACUAGGUUGAUUUCGACAUUGGGAAUGAAAUUUAGGUUGAUAAGCGUACAUAGUACUGUAUAUUAUUGUGCAAGUGCACAACUUUCGCUUUCGUUUUAUUGAUAAGGUACUUCUCGUACAAUUGUUAGUACAAAAUUGAUUAAUUCCUUUAAUACAUGCAUAUUAAAGUCAUUUGUUUCAAAUUAUUUUUUCGAUAAUAAAUGGUUAAAUUAAACUGUCAUGAUUUUUUAGCAAUUACGAACCUUUCCUAUGACACGAAACUAAAAUCUCCGGAGACAAAAUAGGGAAAGACAGUUAAUUAAUAAAACUAAUAAUACUUCUUUCUGGUAAUACACCCGAAUCAGUCUAAUGACGUUGUCCUUUAAACUGGUAAUUUGUAUUGUUGAAUUUGUGUACGUACAAUUCGUUUGUAUAUCGUGGGGCUUUUGUCCAAAGAGUGCAUGGUCAUAGAGAAUGAGAAGAGACAAGCUGGAAUUUUUUUAAUAGUACAUCACACAACAUACCUUGCUUGAUAUAUUCGCAUGUGCUAGAUACGCAUGCUAGACUACUUAUUUUGACUUGAAUUAUGAAUGGGGAUUGAUUUUAGUGUACUGUAAUCUACAAAGACGAUACUAUAUAAAUAUAGAUCAUAAUAAUCAUGGGAAACUUUAAAUUAUUAAUAUUUGAUCACUGUUGCACCAAUGUCUUUUGUUUAAUUUUGGCGAACGUUUCAACCGAU